Messenger RNA from Sodiomyces alkalinus F11, 1206 nucleotides. RefSeq lists its product as hypothetical. The transcript is spliced from 10 exons. The coding region runs from base 1 to 1206 and encodes 401 amino acids. The record is from RefSeq and is a predicted model, not a curated record. Lineage: Eukaryota; Fungi; Ascomycota; Sordariomycetes; Glomerellales; Plectosphaerellaceae.
AUGGUGACACUAGAGCAGCAGGGCGGCGAUGGGCCGGGGGUGGAGCAGGGACACCAGGGACGGCGCUGCAAGCGGGCUUCAUCCCAGACCCUCAUCUCGCUCCAAUUUCCCUCAUCGCGGUACGCGAACAACACGGUGAAGUUGGGUGGCUGGUGUCAGCAGCAGCAGCAGCGGCAGCAGCAGACAACAGUACCUGUGGCACAGUACAACGUACUUCAACUUCGAUUGCGCUUCCCCGUCCCCGUGUGCCUGUACAUAUACCUCUCGGAUCCGCAAUCAAGUUUCGUGAAACGCACACCCGUACCAACCCUGUCUCGACUUCCCCUUUGGGCCUCGUUCACCUUCCCGUCCGCUGUUGUACUGUACCUCUUUCUCCUCCCUCCUUCCUCCCCUCCCAAGGUUGGUCCAGUUAUACCUUCUAACCGCCAUCUUGGGCUUCCCCCCGAACCUUCAAUCCUCCCUCCCAUCCACGUCGUCUCUCGCGACGCGGCGUCUGAUAAAUCGAAUUUGAUCUUGCCCUCUUUCGACGCCAAUAUAUCGUCAAAGACGAGGAAAGGAACCACGACCGCGAGAACCCUCGAUCGAAUUGUUGGACAUCCUGCUGUCAGCGCGACCUGCGGCGACUCUACAUUCGACUCGACCGCCGACCAACCGACUUCUCCAAUCGAUCUGGCCAUCCGAGACAUCCUGAAAAUCGCACCAUCCCAACACGAAGCGAUUGACCCUGUCCGGCAGGAAGCGAGAAGGAAAGAGGGUGAAGAGAAAGACGACUUUCAAUUCCAAACCCAGCGAUUGGGACUCGCCUGGACUUGGCCCGUUCCUUCGCCCCCAGAGCCUGCGGAUUCUGCCUGCGUCUGCACCCAGCUGCAGCUCGUCGUUCCUGAGCGAACCCCGUCUCAGCCCGUGAUAAUUCCUUAUCGAGUCCUUGACAACAACCCUACGAUCCCAUCCGCACACCGGUUCCACAUAACAAUCACAACUAGGUCAUUUCCCGAUCGACAAGUCCAGUCCCUCUGUAUUCAAAAAGUCUUUGACCCGACAACUUUGACCAGCAUUCGGAUUGGCACUGCCGACCGACCUGCCCACGCGACCAAGGCAGAAAAAGCCCCCAAUCGUUUCGCGUCUGCCCAGCACAACGGCUCUACCGCCCAACUUGCUUCUCGCUCUUUCGCCAGCGCGAGCUCUUUCUUCGUCUUUUCUCCCUGA